Molecule: messenger RNA, 883 nt
Organism: Klebsormidium nitens
Lineage: Eukaryota; Viridiplantae; Streptophyta; Klebsormidiophyceae; Klebsormidiales; Klebsormidiaceae
Source: the annotation of a GenBank genome assembly
UUGACAUUCAAGCAGACGUAGGCCGCGGCAGCCAGAUACAGCCAGCUGGCUCCAUGGAUAUGAAGAAGGCUAGAGAUCUAGCUAGGACACCGCAUUCCGAAUGGAAGGAAGAGCGACAGAAAGCGCUGCAGGUGUUGAGAUUGAUGCAUUGACACUGCUUUAGAAGGGCAUUGGCACCUUUUUCAAACCCUGGUUGAUCAGCGGGCAAUAGGCUGGAGCCAUGUCGAAACAAGGCAUCUUGGCCAAUCUCAAGAAGGUUGUGUUCGAAUUUCGGUGGAAUGAUCCACGAGCUACUUCCUCCCUUGAGAUGUUGGCACAAUUGAGCAACUCAAAAGCCAGGGCAGCCAAUCCAGCAUGUGUAAUUGCUGUCACACGGCGGACAGAUGACGUACCACCGACCAUCGCAAUCACUUACAACAACGACAAGGAAGAGAAGCUGGACUGUACAAAGUUGUCUGCACACGAGAUGUGCAAACGAAUACGGGCAGACUCAAAGAUGAUGCAGUAUGAGGCUGAAUUUCGAGAAGCUGGAUUCAGCUGGCCCCCUCCAGUGCCUAAAGAGCUGCUCAGCCCUCAACAAGAAAAAGCCGCGGAUGCAAGAGAAAGGGCCGGAACUUCCAAAAGCCAGAGUGUUCAAAGAUGAGUUUGUUGAAGGCGCUGGUCGAGUCGGAUAUGUCCUCUGUAUCAUAGUAGGUACUGGCUCGUUCCUUCCGAUUGACUGUACAGCUAUUCAUUAUCGGUAAGGGAAAAGUAGUGAAGCACUACACGCGGUUGUUCACUAAAGAAUUGAAGCACUAGCGUUUGUUUCAUGUGCCGGCGAACCGCGAUGUACCCAGUGACCCUUUAUUUGAAACAUAAUGCUAUGCAACUACUAGUAGAAUGC